AUGGGGUGCUUCUCGUCAAAGCCAGAAGAGACUAAUGAAGCAACUAUCAGCAAGGAGGGGGAAACCACUGCUGUAGAGGCUUCUGCUGCUGCUGUUAGUACUGUCCCAUAUGAGAACGCAGGAAUAGACAUCGAUAACACUGAUCCCAAGUUAUUACCUUCAGCCCAGUGCGUACAGAUGCCCGCUGCUGAGUUGCUUGAGGCUACCGCCAUGAAGUCACCUGAGCCAGUAGCAGUCGAGGAGAAGACGGUCGUUGAUCCAAAGGUGCUCCCAUCAGCUCAGACUAUAGCCCAGCCAGCACAGGAAAAGGAGGCCGCUGCCCAACAGGUUACUGCUGCUACUACGUCCAAGUAG
Perkinsus marinus ATCC 50983 is the source of this 354-nucleotide messenger RNA. RefSeq lists its product as hypothetical. The transcript has 2 exons. NCBI's taxonomy places the organism in Eukaryota, Perkinsozoa, Perkinsida, Perkinsidae. The coding region runs from base 1 to 354 and encodes 117 amino acids. The record is from RefSeq and is a predicted model, not a curated record.